CCUCGUCCCCUCCCCCCAUGCAGCGCUGAGGAGACGGGCGGCGGAGCGGAGCAGGGGAGGCCCGGGGCCUAGCGGAGCGGGCUGGAGCGGCGGCCCCGGCGCCAUGGAGGGGAUGGACGUGGACCUGGACGCCGAGCUGAUGCAGAAGUUCAGCUGCCUGGGCACCACCGACAAGGACGUGCUGAUCGGCGAGUUCCAGCGGCUGCUGGGCUUCCAGCUGAGCCCGGCCGGCUGCGCCUUCUUCCUGGACAUGACCAACUGGAACCUACAAGCAGCCAUUGGAGCCUACUAUGACUUUGAGAGUCCGAACAUCAAUGUGCCCUCCAUGUCCUUUGUUGAAGAUGUUACCAUAGGAGAAGGGGAGUCAAUCCCUCCUGAUACCCAGUUUACAAAAACAUGGAGGAUACAAAACACAGGGACAGAGGCAUGGCCCCCAGGGGUUUGUCUUAAGUACGUCGGGGGAGACCAGUUUGGCCAUGUAAACAUGGUGAUGGUCAGGUCGCUAGAGCCCCAGGAGAUUUCAGAUGUCAGCGUUCAGAUGUGCAGCCCCAGCACAGCGGGAAUGUAUCAGGGACAGUGGCGCAUGUGCACUGCUACAGGACUCUAUUAUGGAGAUGUCAUCUGGGUGAUCCUCAGCGUGGAGGUUGGAGGACUUUUAGGAGUAACGCAGCAGCUGUCAUCCUUCGAAACGGAAUUCAACACACAACCACAUCGCAAGGUAGAAGGAAACUUUAACCCCUUCGCCUCUCCGCAGAAGAACAGGCAACCAGAUGAAAACAACCUAAAAGACCCUGGGGGUUCUGAGCUAGGCACAAUCAGCAAAAACACGUGGGGGCCUGCUCCUGACCAAAUUGAACAAGAUCAGAACGGACUGUCACAAAACUCUGUAAAUCUCUCCCCCAGCAGUCACUCGAACAACUUGUCGGUAGUGACGUACAGUAAGGGUUUCCAUGGUCCUUAUCCCUUUGGACAGUCUUAAAAACAAACAAAAAAACGGGUACCGUCAAGAGGAGAAUUUAACAAAGAACUGACUCAUGGGGGACAGAGGGGGGUUCUUAUGGCUUAUAGAAGACACGGCAUGGAUCCCCUUCUCUGCCUCCGCAACCUGGAUAAAGAAGAAAACAAACAAAAACCAAUAACUUAAGACUAGUGGUUUCCAGAGGAAAACAAAACUAAAGUAUGCAUGUGUGAAUGCUGAAUUUUAGGAGUGCUGUUCAAUGCUAUGAGAAAGAGAAAAUACACCAACACCAUGGGUUUUUUUAGAAGUCAUUAUCACAAUUAAUUAGGUAGCUGAAAAUUUAAAAAAAUUAAAAUGAAAGCCAUCUUUUUAAAAGAAAAAAAAGUAAUUAUUUUGCCUACAGAGCGAUUGUAGUUUGAGCAAAUGUUUAAUUUUUUUGUUUGUUUCCUGUUCAUAAUUUUUUUUAAUAAGGGACAGAGUGCAUUUUUAUGGAACUGUCGUGUUUGCUUGCUACAGAACGGGAGCUCGCUUAGCAUCUUCUGGGGUUCAUGCAGUGACUUCUCUUUGUAUGUUGGAUGUUUUCAAUGUGCGAUUGGGCCAGCACCCAGCUCUGUGAAUUUCAGUGAUAUCAGCCGUUUUUAGUUAUCAACCUUUUAAUCUUCAGUUUUUGUCUGUUUCCCUUUUGACCUUAGUGUUAUUGGAAACCUCAGUGAAGACCAAACUGUUGCAUUAGAAUGGGAGGACUCCAGCAUUGCGUUUACCUGCGAGGUUUAUUUUUCUCUUGGAACUUGAAAUAUACAUACACGUAUUUCAGUAAGAAACAGACUUACUAGAGUUCCAAAGCAGGUCCUAAAUGAUUGGUAUUUUAAAAUGCUGUUUUGUUUGUCAAAUAUUGAUGUCCAGUAGCUGUGCCUAGGACAGCCAGGCAAGUGUAUCUGUCUUGUGCCAAGAGGAAAUUAACUUUCUGUAGCUGUAGUUCACCAAACAGUAAUUAUAAAGUUUUACAAAAGUCAUGUCCCUUUAGGUUUAAACCUCACAUCCCUACCCUUUUUAUAUAAGUAUAAUUUUAAUUCCUCUCUCCUGUGAUUAAAGUGCUAGCUUAGGAGGCAGAGGCCAAUUGUUUUUGAAGUAGAGCAAGAAGUUGAAUCAUCAGCUGGAUUCCACAGUAGCGCCUAGUAUUCUUUCGCCUUUUUACUGGCCUGUAGCUUCUUUGAGGCUUUAGCUUUCUAGAUGGGUCUCAUCAAGCCUCCUGUUGAGAAGAGGAAGAGCUUUUCUGGACGUGAGGGUCACUUAGCUGUGAGCGUCCUCGGAGGAAUGAUAGCCAUGUGCAAAUGAGACCGUGCAGAGCAGUUGCGGAGGGUGGCGGAGUUCUGUUUCAGACUUUGUGGCGUUGGGUCACUGUGAGCCAAGCAACCCAGGUACUUGGGAAGAGAAUGGGUUUUUUGGAGGGGAGGCACUAAUUCAGAAACUUGAACCAGGCCGUAACAGCCAUCUGCCAAAGAUACAAUAAUAUGCAACGUCCCCCAUCCUCCUCCUCCAAAACUCCCCAUCCCAAACUACCCAUUCAUGUUGGGAGCUGAGUGCCUGGUAUGCCUGCUGGCGAGAGCGAUGCAAGGCUUUAGACUGACCUAGUCUGCACCCAAGCAUCAGUGUUUGCUUGGUUGACUUAAGCAGGGUUUCAUUUUCAGUGCAGUGUCCAUGGGCCUUAUUCUCCCAGGCAUAUGGGUAGCUCCUGUUGAGGUUAGUGGGAAUUGUUGGUAUCCUGCCAAGGAAGAAUUAGACCCCUGGUGAGGCAUUUGGAUACUUGUACUCUCUAGAACCCAGUGAACAGCUACCCUGGUAUUGCUCCAUUAGUGGGUGUUUAGUUGUCUAUUGGACACUGGAUUUCGAAGGAAGUGUUCCCUUUUAAGAUUGGCAGUUUCCCUUUCCUCUCUCUCUAAACACAUGGAUGGGGCUGGGGACAGAGUUGUAAUGGAUCGCCCCUUGGAUGAAGAAGGUCGGGGUGUUUGGAGGAAGAUCCUGCCUGGCUUGGGGAGUUAACCUGAAGACUUGUGGCAGGAUGGCUGCCUGCUAGACUUGGAGAAGGGGGUGCAGAUCCACGUUUGUGCUUUGAAUGCAGUUUAGGAGGUGGAGGCUGCAUUUGGUUAGCUGUAGUCAUAAGACCCUGUAUAUGUCUUGUAAAAUCCCUCUUGCUGUGGGCGAGAUAUGUUAUUCACAAGUCACAAAGAAGCAAGUGUGUAAACCGUCAUGGUGAAGUGUGGGCAAGGUUUGAAUUGUCAUGACAAGCAUACAAGGCAUGACCACAUGCACAUCCAGUACCCAGCAUGUAGCAUCCCCACUCCCGUGCGUCCCUUCUGGAAGUGUUGCUGUUAGCUGAGGUGACAAGGCUGCUCGUUGGUCUCUUCACAUCAGCUUCAUCCGUCUGUUGUGUAGAGGAGGAGGAACAAGGAGUCCUGGGUUUCUGACUGCUGCCGCCACUGGGCCUAGAACUCUGCAAACCUUUUACUGGCAGGGGCCGCUGGGUGACCCUCAGAGCCACCUCGCCUGACUCUCGUUUUCUCUUCUGCUGUUCCCAGGCAAGUAGGCUUCACCUGAGCAAACUGAAGGCCAUGUUUACAUCCGCCUGUCACCAGUGCAAAGAUUGUAUUUUGUUCCUUUCUCUAGAGAAAGCUAGCGUCCACCCCUAGUUGUUCCUGUGCCUUCUCAGUCCAUUCUGCACAGAUCUCAAUGUCUCCUCUCUUGAGCCUGUCUAAGUCUACAUGCCCUUGUGAUUGGGUUGUUAACACUGGCCUAUUACAGCUGUUUCCUAGGAAAUCAGUCUGGAGCAUAAACACAACCCUUAUCAGCGGGGAUGAUCUCUCUAUAAAUAACUGCAAAAGGCUCAUAACUGUUUCAGGGUGUUGGUUAGUGUGAUAAUCCUCGUGUGAUGACGAAGGGAAGAUGUUUAAACUGGUAAUUAAUCUGCCUCUUGUGUCUUCUCUCCAGUGAAAACUGAGUCCCCUGGCACUCAGCAAUGCACCCAGUCCCCAAAUUUAAGCUACUUUUAAGUUUGCAACAUUCUCAAAAGAGGAUUUCAGGGGUGCUCAGCAAAUGUCUCAGCUAGUCAUAGUUGGGGCUGAAAUUGCACUGCUUUCCUAGGGGCAACAUUUUCAAGGCAGGAGGGGGGCUAACAUUAGGCACCUAAACCAAAAAUAGCCAGAUUUUUUUCAGACGUGCUAAGCACCCAAGUUUCUCAUUGAUCUCAGCAGGGAGAACCUCUGAAAACCAGAUUGAAUCACAUGCCUAAUUUUAGGCACUCAGGUUUUAAAAUGUGUUCUAGGUCUCAGAGCCACAGCAAAUGGUUACCUGCCUGAGACUGCUGGGCAAGGGAAGAGGCCCAACAAAGCUUGCCCUAUGCUGUGUUACCCAACCCAGGCUGGUGUCCCUGACUUUGUGAACAAAGGGGCUGGUACCCACUGGUUUGAGACAGGCUGUAGCUAUGGAGGGGCUGCAGUUGGCUCUAAUCCCUUUUCCUGGCUGCUGCUGUUGUGGGGAGGAGGGUCUUGGAGUCCUGAGAGGGCACAGCAAAUGGAGAUCUCUUCAAAAAAGAAAGUUUAAACUUCCAAUACAUAUUUGUUUUUUUACAUGGAACUUCAAGCGUGGUGUGAGCUGUUGAGUCCGGAAAUGCCUGGUAACCCCUAUGUCUCACUGUGACUCAAGUCUGGGUUGCAAAUAUACCCUGUCCCAUGGCUGGGAAAGCCUGGGUAAGCUUUGCGCCCCUCUGGCUGGAAACACACUUUGUACUUGGGAAGAGGUGUCUAGCCUGCUUUGGCAUGGCAGAAAGUAUCUGCUGCCCUAUGUCUUGGGAGGGGGAGUGGGGGGGGUGGGGGAGGAAAGAGUGCAUCCUGAAACCUCCAGGGUUUGGGAGAUGUCUGGAACCCCACAACUGGGGAUGCAAGUGCAAUCCCAGACCCCAUGGGUGUGAGCAUAAUCGGAGUCUGCAGGGCUAGGAAAUACACACUGUCCCCUGUUUCUGUUGGGUUUUUUUUCUUGUGUGAGUGAGUGGUUGGUUCUGCAGCCUGACUUUAUUCCCUCUGGGGGGAGUGCAUGUGUAGAACAGGAUGGCGUGUUGCCUCAUUGAGUCUGGGAGAAGUCUGAUGAUAGCACAUUGGGGAUAAUAAAAAAGGAAGCUUUUUCCUUUAAUGUAUAAAUGAAUAUUUGUAUGAUUAAAUUAACACAGAAAAAAUUA
Malaclemys terrapin pileata is the source of this 5186-nucleotide messenger RNA. RefSeq names its product inflammation and lipid regulator with UBA-like and NBR1-like domains (gene ILRUN). Gene Ontology annotation, molecular function: ubiquitin binding. The transcript is spliced from 5 exons. Gene Ontology annotation, cellular component: phagophore assembly site. Bases 104 to 979 code for a protein of 291 amino acids. Gene Ontology annotation, biological process: macroautophagy. Lineage: Eukaryota; Metazoa; Chordata; Testudines; Emydidae. The record is from RefSeq and is a predicted model, not a curated record.